This is a messenger RNA of Pseudoliparis swirei, 2957 nucleotides long. Its product is annotated as ribonuclease P protein subunit p25-like protein. Gene Ontology annotation, cellular component: ribonuclease MRP complex. Gene Ontology annotation, molecular function: RNA binding. Gene Ontology annotation, biological process: tRNA 5'-leader removal. Bases 1013 to 1813 code for a protein of 266 amino acids. The transcript has a single exon. The record is from RefSeq and is a predicted model, not a curated record. NCBI's taxonomy places the organism in Eukaryota, Metazoa, Chordata, Actinopteri, Perciformes, Liparidae.
GAUGAAAAGACCUGCGCCUUUAAGAGGGCUGUCUCCCCCUCUCCCUCCCCCCUCCCCCCUCCGCCACACAGACACUCCUCCUGUGAGCGCUCGUGAGGCAGCUCCCGUCCCUCAUGUCUCUUUGUAGGUGGGGGGGGAACAGAGCACACUUCCCAGAGCGCCACUGGAGACAACACCCCGCCCCCCCACCCCACACCUCCCCCCCCAGGGUGCAGACCUCCAUGCAGCCCUGGCCUCAGCUCUACAUGCUGGAUGCCGAGAGGAGAGAGACAGACCUACUUCAAGCUGGAGCAACAACAACAACAACAACAACAACACCGAGAGGGUCCAGGAGGUGGAACUUAUCGAGCACGAGAGGUCAAGUUUGAGUUGAAGGCGACAUUUUUUUAACCGGCAGAUUUUUGGAGAAAUCGACGGCGCCCGGGAACCGGACCGCGGAAACGGGAGAAAAAAAGGUGGAGUCUGAAAUUUGAGCGUUUAGAUUUUCUUUAGAAAAAGUUUUGUCGGGUGAAGGAAUCGAAGAAAAAGAACUCAAAUGUUUAGGAUAAAAAAAAGUAGCAGGAAUAGGAACAUUCUGAAUGUUUCCAUUAUUUUUUUGCCGGAGCGCUUUGAGAAUCAUCGCGGAGCUCUUUUGAAACGGAGCGACGCUCUUUAGAGAACGUCUCCCGCUCCCGACUCGCCGGCCGGGCGUUUAUCUUCCUCCUGCAGCCGGGGAGCGUGAACGACUUCAUCCACGGGAGAAACGACGUGAACACGAGGUCGUGCUUCUGAUGUGAACGUCUCCGAAUCUUGACUGGAAAAAAAGAGAAGAGCGUGCCGGACGCAUCGGAACGUCACGCCGGGCGGCGUUCCACGUCGGGACUAACGGGGGAGCGCUGAAGACGAGGGGGAGAAGUUCCCGGGCUGCGGGGUGGCGAGCGGCCGGAACCAGUUCAACCGGUUCAACCAGUUCAACCAGUUCAACCAGUACCUGACCGGGGACGCCGUCGGACCCCGUGGCGGACUCAAUCAGAUGGACGACGGGGCGACCCCGGUGACCCCGGUGACCCCAGUGACCCGCCCCGUCUACCGCGAUCAGCCCUACAGCGACGCGGUGGUCAACAGUAUUUCGUGCCCGAUGAAGCCGCCGCCGCCGCCGCCACAGGCCCCUCCCCCCGCGCUGAAACUAGGCCGGGAAGGGUUUAAGAAGGUGUGCCGCACGGAGGAGGACGGCCCCUGUCCCUUUCCAGGACUGGCCUCCGGGGUGCUGGAGAUGCGCGUGAAGGAGGGAAGUAAGAUCCGCAACCUGAUGGGAUUCGCCAUGGCGCGGAUGCAGGGGGAGGGGCUUGUUAGCGGCGGCGGCGGAGGGCUCAGGCAGGUGGUCUUCACGGGGUCGGGCCGCGCCGUCACCAAGACCAUCACCUGCGCCGAGAUCAUGAAGCGGAACGUGGGCUCCCUGCACCAGCUCACCAAGCUGCAGUACCGGGCCGUGAAGGAGGUGUGGGAGAGCGGCGGCGGCGAGGAGGAGGGGGGGACGUCCGAGAUGACGGUGCACAGGACGGUGACCUCCGUCAGCAUCCUGCUCUCCAAAGACCCGCUGGACCCCCUGGAGCCGGGCUACCAGCCGCCGGAGGCUAUCAGCAUGCUGUGGGACGAGAGAGAGGGGAUCGGACCCGCCUCGCCACGCAAGAGACCUCUAGGACCGCUCGGACCCCUCGGACCCCUCGGACCGCUCGGACCCCUCGGACCGCUCAGACCUUCGCCGUACGCCGGGCCGCCUCACUGUAAGAGAGUGUGUUUGGGGGAAGGAGGGUCGGUCCACCCUCCUCACUGACUCGGGCGCCGUCCCCUCCACUGGAGCACAAUGCAGAGACAAUCAGAACACUCGCUCACACACAACGGAGCUUUUCUUUCCUUCAGAAGAAGAAGGAGUACCGACUCCCGCCACCAGGGGGUCAGUUUGACCGGGACCUGAGGAGCUCGCCUCUGCACACGCAGCAUUUAAAAAGGGGGAUGUGUGUUUUCUGGGCGGUCGCCCUCUCUCUCUCUCUCUCUCUCUCUCUCACGUCCACGUGACUGACGCGUUGAGCUGUAUGAUCUUUGAAUUCACAUCUGACCCCCCCCAAAAAAAAAAAAAAGCCAUGAACUGCACAGGGUCCAGACUCCUGCAGUAAACGAUCCACACAGCUUGUGGAUGAAAUCAUUCAUUAGCAUCACAUUCAUAUUCCUCCAUACUGAAUAUAUAUUACAUAUAUAUAUAUAUAUCUUACAAAUAUAUAAAUAUACAUUUAUAUAAAUUAUAUAUAUAUAUAUUUUUUAAUAUAUAUUUGUAAUUAGAUAUUCAGUAUAUACAGGACUGUCUCAGAAAAUUAGAAUAUUGUGAUAAAGUUCUUUAUUUUCUGUAAUGCAAUUAAAAAAACAAAAAUGUCAUGCAUUCUGGAUUCAUUACAAAUCAACUGAAAUAUUGCAAGCCUUUUAUUCUUUUAAUAUUGCUGAUUAUGGCUUACAGCUUAAGAAAACUCAAAUAUCCUAUUUCUAAAUAUUAGAAUAUCAUGAAAAAGUAUACUAGUAGGGUAUUAAACAAAUCACUUGAAUCGUCUAAUUAACUCGAAACACCUGGAAACACAUUUUCAAAUGUUUGAUUUUGUUUUGCUGUUAUAAAUCUUUUUUUUUACUUGGUCUGAGGAAAUAUUCAAAUUUUAUGAGAUAGGAUUUUAGAGUUUUCUUAAGCUGUAAGCCAUAAUCAGCAAUAUUAAAAGAAUAAAAGGCUUGCAAUAUUUCAGUUGAUUUGUAAUGAAUCCAGAAUGCAUGACAUUUUUGUUUUUUAAAUUGCAUUACAGAAAAUAAAGAACUUUAUCACAAUAUUCUAAUUUUCUGAGACAGUCCUGUAUAUGACAAAUGUAUAUAUAUAAAUAUAUAUGUAAAAAGAUAUAUAUGUAUUAAAAAUAUAUAUAUAUAUAUAUAUAUAUGUAUAUAUA